This is a messenger RNA of Myzus persicae (green peach aphid), 1513 nucleotides long. RefSeq names its product CD2 antigen cytoplasmic tail-binding protein 2 homolog (gene holn1). Gene Ontology annotation, cellular component: U5 snRNP. The transcript has 6 exons. Lineage: Eukaryota; Metazoa; Arthropoda; Insecta; Hemiptera; Aphididae. Gene Ontology annotation, molecular function: protein binding. The record is from RefSeq and is a predicted model, not a curated record. Bases 188 to 1156 code for a protein of 322 amino acids.
CUAUCUUCUAUGAUGUAAUAUAAAUUUUUAGUACAGAAUAAUAAAUCAAUAUUUUUGUAAUAUUUUUAUUUAUUCUACAAUAUUGUUCUGUGCAACUGUGCAACUGUGCAAGCCUCUUUUGGAUUAAUCGUUGAAAAUUCUUGUAUUUUGUUUUUCUGUCAAACUAAUUAAAUCUAUAGUUCCAAAAAUGAAUAAACGAAAAAUAGAAGAAGAGAUUUUUCAACAGAAUAAGUUUGAAAAGUUAAAUAAUAUAGCUGAUUCUGAAGAAGACGAUGAUGACAGUGUUGAUGAGAGUAACUAUGAUGUAAUGCAAGAGCAAGAUAUUGAAGGCCAAGAAGAAGGAGUUGUUGGACAAGAUGGUGAGAUACGAAUCACACCUUUUAAUAUGCAAGAAGAACUUGAAGAAGGGCACUUUGAUAAAGAAGGAAUGUAUCAUUGGAAAAAAGAAAAAGAUGUACAGGACAACUGGCUAGAGAACAUUGAUUGGUGUAAAAUUAAAGAUAUAUCGAAAGAAAAAAAAGAAGCUGAUGAAAGUGUAGAAGAUAAUAUAGAGUUUAAUGUAAAUGCUGCGUAUAAAGAAAUCAUUAGCAUGAUGGAGCCCAAAGAGACCAUUUCAAAAUCAUUAAGGCGUUUAGGUGGAAACAAACGACUUACAACUGCUGAAAGGUGGAAAUUGAAAAAGGCGGGAUUAAGCACCGAUGAAGGUUCGUCUUCAAAAGUCACUAGACUUACAGAGCUUGCUAAUCAAAUUUUAACAGCUAAUGGCAACAUGGAUGUUUAUCAAGAAACUUAUGAGCAGAUUUCUCAAAUUAUUUCAAAAUCGGAAAAGAAAGGACAACCAUCAACUUCCAUGUCAUCAGAUUUGGAUAUGUAUGCGGAAGAUUUUGAUUUAAAAGAAAAAGAGAAAUUAGAAAGUACAAUCCAGAGUGGUCAAGAAGAACCAGAAGAAUCAGAAGAACUAUUGACGGGAGAGUCAUUACAGUGGGAAUACAAGUUUUCAUUAGAAAGUAAUGAAGUAUUUGGUCCUUACAAUACUGAGCAAAUGCAGAAAUGGAAAGUAGAAGAUAAAUUUAAAGAACCCAUUUGGGUACGUAAAUGUAAUUCAAACAGUGAUUUUCAUUCAUUUAAACGUGUUGAUUUUGAACUUUAUUUAUAAGUAUUUUAAUGUAUGUGUUUAUUGAAUUUACGACAUAUUAAAUAUAGUAGUAUUAUAAAGUAUAGUUAAAAUUGAUUUUAAAUUGGGAACCUUAAAGUUUUGAGACAUAUUAUAAAGGAACAAAAGAAAAUCAAAAGUUUCAUUUCCCAUUUAUUCCUGGUAACAUUAUGAAUCCUUGAUUCAAAAUCAUCAAAUUCGUAAUACUAAUUGUUUAUUUUCAAAUAAUAGUAAAAUAAUAACAUCAAAUCAUAAUAUCUGAAAAGUUAUUUUGAUUAUGUUGUUUAAUUAGCUUACACUUUGUUGAAUAUGUAAUUGGAAAUUGUACAAUUAGUGAAUUAAAUACAUACAUACAAUAUA